AUGAUGGGCAACGACUUGGCUUUGAUUGACACACUCCUGCAUCAGCUAUCCACAACGUUUAAAAUCAGGGACCUGGGUACACCCAACUUCUUUUUAGGGAUUGAAACAGUGCCCUCGGGAGACAGUCUUGUUCUGUCGCAGCGCCGCUAUAUGAAGGAUAUCCUGACUAGGUCAGGGGCUCUACAAUAUCUCACCAUCACAUGGCCCGAUCUCUCCUACUCGGUUAAUAGACUGUGCCAGUUCAUGCACUCUCCGACGGAUGACCACUGGGCAUUACUUAAGCGUGUUCUGAGGUAUAUAAAAGGGACUCAAGACUAUGGGCUUCAUUUAUCUGCGUCGUCAGCUUCUGAUCUACAUGCAUAUACGGAUUCGGACUGGGCCGGUUUUCCGGUAGAUCGUAAGUCCACUAGUGGAUACGCAGUGUUUCUCGGGGAUAAUCUUGUGUCAUGGGUUUCUCGCAAGCAGCGUACAGUCGCCAGGUCAUCCACCAAAGCCGAGUACAAAGGGUUGGCCGAUGUUUCAACAGAGGUUACGUGGAUUAUUUCUUUACUGCGUGAGUUAGGGUUACACUCCGGCUCCCCUGCCACGCUAUGGUGUGAUAAUUUAUGGGCUACCUACCUAGCAGCCAAUCCGGUCUUCCACGCCCGCACUAAACAUGUUGAAAUUGAUUAUCACUUCGUUCGAGAUAAGGUGGCUUCUGGGGAUUUCAUUGUUAGUUUCGUCUCUACCAAGGAUCAGCUGGCAGACAUCUUCACCAAACCUCUACCAGCACCACGUUUUCAGGCUCUACGAGACAAGCUCAAUGAGAUAUUUGUGGUAGCUUUCCUAUAG
Messenger RNA from Ipomoea nil (Japanese morning glory), 831 nucleotides. RefSeq lists its product as uncharacterized. The record is from RefSeq and is a predicted model, not a curated record. The transcript has 3 exons. Lineage: Eukaryota; Viridiplantae; Streptophyta; Magnoliopsida; Solanales; Convolvulaceae. The coding region runs from base 1 to 831 and encodes 276 amino acids.